Molecule: messenger RNA, 3592 nt
Organism: Lycium barbarum (goji berry)
Lineage: Eukaryota; Viridiplantae; Streptophyta; Magnoliopsida; Solanales; Solanaceae
Exons: 15
Coding region: 573-3026 (817 amino acids)
Source: RefSeq, a predicted model, not a curated record
UGUUUAUAGUGAUUAAAAUUACAAAAUAAAAAAUAUCAAUUUUCUUGUUAUGUUUUAAAAGAGGAGGGCAAUAUUUUAUUCUCAUGGUUCCUUAAAAACAAAUUUUAAACACGUUUGCUCAAAGACAAUUUAGCUAGCGUUUGAUCAUAAAUUUUGUGAAACUUUACUGGAAAAAAGAAAAAUUAAAGUUUUGUGAGUGGUAGAAAAUUUCACCCAAACACCGGUCCAAGCCGGUUAUAACUUGAAAUAUAUAUAUAUAUAUUCAAGAACUGAUCAAAUUUCAUGGACAAAUAAUGUUUUCAAAUUCUUUUUGAAAUGGCCAAACGAGAGCUUAUUAGAUUCCAGAAUAGAAUUCCAUAGUUAUGUAGUACCAAUAAUACCCUUGCAAUGUCCGUGUAUAUAAAACCCAAUUUAGGCGCGAACGGCUUAUCAUUUGGACGCACGCAUUUUGUGUGAUCUCUCUUCACUCCAUGUAUGAUAUAUACACACACACAAGCAAAGCAUAAAUUGUUGAAUUCAUCGCUAAACGAAAUUGAAUUCGUUUUUUCAUUCCUUCCUACACAAUUCACCAGAUGGCACAAUCACCAAAGGGAGCAUCUUCGACUGCCAAAUCAAAAGACAAAAAUUCAUUACUUGGUGAUCUGGAUAUUGGAAAUGACUUUCUUAAGUCAUUCAAAUCAGUGUCUAUGGGAGAAGAUGAUGCAAUGGAUUUUGACUUUGGACCUAUCUCCAAAAAUAAGAAAAAGACAUUCAACUUUGACAAUGAGGAUAUGGAUUUCACUCUUGAUACUGAUUUCGGCAAGAUAUCGUCCUUCAACAUUGACAUGUCAGAUCUUGAUAUACCUUCCCCAUGUAAAAAGGAUCGAAAAUCAAAGGAGACAUCAAAAGAAGAAUCCACUGUUGCUGUCAACAAAAAGAAAGGAGAUGGCUUCAAUUUUUCAUUUGAUUUUGAGUUGGAUAGUUUCGGUUUUGGGUCAAGUCGGGACAGUAAAGGAAAAGCGAAGAACAAUCAAGAAAAGGAUUCUUUCAGUUUUGGGUCAACCCAGGAGAGUAGAGAAGAAGCGAAGAACGACCAAGAAAAGGAAUGUUCAUCUUCUAAGAGAAGUGGUAAUGAAGGCUCUGGAAGUUAUCUGAAUGAAAACAUUGGUUCGUUACAGGACGGGGCAGUUCAGAAACACACUGCAUCAGAGGCUGGGAUGACUUUAACUAUUGAUUCUCAUAUUGACAUAGAUAAAAUUCAUGACACAACAAAACAUAGUUUACCAUCAAACCAUACUAUGAGCGAUAAUGAAACUCCAAAAUUGCAAUCUGCUAGCGAUGAAGCAGCACUGGAGAAAGUAAAAAGUUCGUUACAGGAAAAAAUAUCCACUAGCACUCAAGAAACAGUUUGCCAAGUAGAGGAAGGAUCUUCUUUGAUAUCACAGAGUGAAUCAAGGAGGGAUACUCCAUGUUUACAGGAUCAUGUUAAUUCUGUGGCUGCGGAUGCUAGUUUCUUAGGUGUAGGAACAGACGCUAAUAAAAAAGUGCUUUUGGACUCUGACACAAACUAUGAUAAGUCAGUUUUAAAAAGUCCAUCUUUGGAGGAUGUUGCAACCCCAAUGAAGAAUGCUAGUGAAAGAAGAAACUUUCAAAAUGAUAAGCAUCUUUUGGAGACCAAUAAGGACAGGACUGAGACACAUUCCAACAGUAUGUCAAAUGCUACAGAAGACAAUAUGCAAGACAUGAAAGUCGAUAAUGAGACUUCGGAGCAUUCUGCAUCCUCAUUAAACAAGGGAAUAGUAGCUGAAAAUUUGACAGCAGAGAAAAGAAGGGAGACUGGUGUCAUUAGGUCAAAGUUUUUUAUGCCAUCAAUUAAGCCUGCACAGAUGCAGAUGACAACAUCAUUGACUGAGACAAAAGUUUCUGCAUUUUGUAACAAAAGAAUUGGUCCCGUACCACAGAGUCAUCCAGAUGAAAUAAUAUCUCAAGAUAACAAAGAUGAUAAAACUGGGACCAAAGCUGGUUUUCCCCCAGACUCUAGAUCUCUACCAAUGGUUAACCCUCUUCAGACUGGAAGUCCGGAGGGCCACCAAGUUUUAGGGACUACUAUAAAGGGCUCCCAGUUGGAUGGUGCGGAAAACAUAAGAACAUUGACUGGCAAAUCUGGUCCUGAGAAAAGCAAAGCAAGCAGUAAAGAUUUUUUUACUUUCAGUUCUCGGGUAAAUAUUCCUGGCAAAACUCAACAGACAGCUACAUCCACCCCACGCAGCAUUGACAUUCCAAGGAACAUAGCUCCUAUUCCAACUGCAAAGAACACUCUCAAUGGAGAAAAAACACUGCCUAUUAAAGCUGACAGGAGUCUUCUAGAGACAUCUAGCCUGAAAAUUUCAGCAAAACUUGGUACAAAUCCUGAGAUACCUCGGACAAUGUUGCAAAGAAAUAUGAAGUCCUCAAAAACUGUGGACCAGCAUGGUGGUUUUAAAUCUAUUUUACACGCCAAAGACAAUUCCACAGAGACGCUGAAGCAAAUGCCUGUUAACUUGUCUAUGAAGAGGAAAAUACCAGAGCCAAUAACGCAGACAAAUUCGGAUUUGAUGAUCCUAUUUCCAUCAAAGCGUCUUUCGCAAUCACCCAAUGGAAGCAGGGGCUCCUCUGAAGGAACAGAAAGGAUAUGCGACAAACAGGUUCAUGAUCAUGAACAUUCUGGAAAUGGUAAUAAGACCAGCGAAUAUGAAAAUUGUCAGAUCUCUUUAUGCAAUGUUCCUGUAAGGAUCAACUUCAAAGAUUUAGGAAGCCCUUCUGCGAUAGAAGAUGACAGUGAUGAUGACAACAUAAAGAAGGCUCAGGCUUUGUCAAAGGAUCUUGAUGAUAUAUGCAACAUGCUAAGGAAAAAGCAGGAGGAGGCAAAAGAACUAUUAGUUCGAGCUGUUGUGAACAACAAUAAGCUGCUGCUGCUUAACCAUCCCAUUUGUGAAGAGAAAAUACACAGGGUUCAGAAAUUCGCUGCUGGGUUGAUGACAAGGAAUUACCAAAUAGGAUCACAAUAAGACAACAUAGAGGUAUUUUUCUCCUCUCUAUGUGUGUACACACCACUGAAAAGACUUGAGUAAAGAUAUUAAACACACACAUCAUACUGCUUUGUUUGUCAUCCAUGCUUCCAGUUCUGUAUAUUCCAAAUUUCCCAGUGUAAACUCUAAAGACAUUCUCUUUGUUAAGUAUGCAUGACUACUAAUGCCAUGUAGUUUCAGGCAGAGCUUGCUGCUGCAUGUUCUAAUGCAAUUGCAAAGAAUCUAUUUUCCUUGCAUUCCUCGGGUGAAGAAGCAUUGACCACGCAAGCGUAAAAGAAAACGUUGCUAACAACAAAUUAAAGUGAUUUUGAGCUAGAUUACUACCGGAGGCAGAUUUCUGGCUGAAGGGGAAAUCAAACUUCUACUAAAUUUCAAGUAUCCCAUACAAUUCUGGCAUUCUAAGAAACUAUCCAUGUACAGGUGUUGGCAGUUUGCUUAUAGCACCUGAAGAUAUUGAACCUUUUGUUAUACUCUUUACACCAUGGUCUUGUGCUUCUUUACAGAUUCUCCCUCUUGGGCACCUUAUAAAGCAGCACCAAAUGAGA